AUGGUGUAUUACACGCUGUGUACACGAAUACACUGGAUGGUGGGCUCCAUGAUCCAUCACCGUCGCCGACAACUAAUAAUUGCUUUCGCUGUCGUUGUGGCUGAUGAUCGACUCGGCGGCGUAACCUUCGAGAAGCUCGAGAUCCGAGCUCAAGGGCCGCAUGCAGGGAUGCCGCUCCUUAUGGUACGCUGCCUUUUGCAGGACUUCACCGCAAUUCUGCAACUCGCCCCUGUCUGCUUUGAGAGGGAGAACUCCUUUCUGCAGAGCUUGCAACUUGCAACUCAGUCCGUCACCGCCACAAUGGCACUCCACACUGGGCGUAAUUGGGUUGACUUGAGAGGCGCAGACACAACAGACCAGAAGGAAAACAGCAGCGAGCAAGUCCGAAAGGCUGCGAUCAGGCUCUGGCAGGAACCAAUUCGCCCCUAUGCUCAGUCAGCUUUCGACCGCACGUCCUCAUGA
Messenger RNA from Pseudocercospora fijiensis CIRAD86, 462 nucleotides. RefSeq lists its product as uncharacterized. The record is from RefSeq and is a predicted model, not a curated record. The transcript is spliced from 2 exons. NCBI's taxonomy places the organism in Eukaryota, Fungi, Ascomycota, Dothideomycetes, Mycosphaerellales, Mycosphaerellaceae. The coding region runs from base 1 to 462 and encodes 153 amino acids.